Molecule: messenger RNA, 819 nt
Organism: Mixia osmundae IAM 14324
Lineage: Eukaryota; Fungi; Basidiomycota; Mixiomycetes; Mixiales; Mixiaceae
Exons: 3
Coding region: 1-819 (272 amino acids)
Source: RefSeq, a predicted model, not a curated record
AUGGCAGCUCGAUUCGGCGUACGGACCCUGGCCACACAAGCAAGUACUUCCCUUCAACCCGGCGCAGUCGCAUCGACCCUGCAGUCAUUCAAGGCCUCCUCAAAGGGCAAAGGCAAAGCGGCCAAUAUUGAUGUCAAUGCUCUCUCGCUGCCACAGGUCAUCGCCAGUCUUAAGGCCGAGGCCCGAGGCGAUCGUUCGACGUCUUACGAGAUCAGGAUACACACUCGCCUCGCCCACACCCAAAAUGUCAACGCGCUCAGAGGCCGGCUCUUUCUGCCUCACCAAGCUGCCAACCCGAAGAAGCGUGAGACCGUGCUUGUCUUUGCGGAAGGCGCGGAAGCCGAGGCGGCUCGCCAGGCCGGUGCAGACAUCGUAGGCGGAGGCGAGUUGGGCGAGGAAAUCCUGCAGGGUCGCAUCAAUCCGACAAAGGUCAUCUCUACGCCUGCCCUCAUGCCUGUCAUCGGUCGGACGCAAGGCUUGGCACGAUUGCUCGGUCCAAAGGGCCUAAUGCCCAACGCUAAGAGAGGCACCGUCACCAACGACAUCAAGACAGCCGUUCAAGAUGCACGCGGCGGACUCGAUUGGAGGGCAGACUCGCAAGGUGUCGUUCGGGCAGCCAUCGGGAGGAUGUCGCUGACCUCCGAGCAACUGACCACCAACAUCAACGAUCUUGUGUCCGCGGUUGCGACCGUCGCCAGAGGCGAUGAAGAUGAGGAGCUGCUCUCGACAAGCCGAGGCAAGAAGCCAAAGCCGAUAGCUCAUGUCUUUCUCAAAACAGCGCAAGGGCCUGCGAUCGAAGUGCGCGAAUUUACAACAUAG